UCCCGGUCCCCGGGACGCACGCUCCAGACGUCUCUGGGGGCGGGGCCGGGGGCGGGGCCUGGCCUCGUUGUGGAGCGGCUCGUAAUCCAUCAUGGCGGCUGCGGGGGUCGGUGUCCGUCCCUGAGCAGCGCCGAAGCCUGAGCCGGUGCCCGGGUCCUGCGACUGAGAAGCCCCUCGCUUGUCCGAGGCCCCUACCUGCGGGAGGAGGCUGGGCCCCGCGGCGGAGCUCGGGGGAUGUGACUGCCUGGCCGCGGCGGCCGUGGCAGCGUGCGGGGCCGGGGGAGGGGGUGUCUCGGGCACAGACCCCCGGGCUCGGGGCAGCUGAGGCGGCCGGGCCUCCUCCCCCCUCCGCCCGCCCCCCGCUCUCCGGGCCGCGAGAGUCCUUCGUCCCUUACAGCCCUGCCCUGGCUCCGGGACACUGGGGUGGUCUCUGUCCCCCAGACCUGGGACACCCCGUUUCCUGAGGCGUGGAGGAGCGUCGCCCCCCGAGUAAGCCGCCCGUGCCCCGCCCCGGCAACCUCCUUCCUACCCCGGAGCCGCCCCUUGCUCCGACUCCCGGCCCCGAGUUUGGCCUCAGAGCCCCCCAUUCAAAUCCCCUCCUUGCUGUCAAGGGGCCUCCCCUUGCCCCCCGGUUGCUCCCGCGAGCCUCUAAUGCCCUGACUUCUUCCAAUGUCACCUACGGACCCCUUAGUCCCAGCCCAGCCCGAAGCCUUAAUGCAAAGGAAAAGUCUGGACUGGUUUCACAGGCCUUUUAAAAAGCGGACUUAAAAGUUGCUGGCCAUGCAUUCCUUCUGGUGAGAGCCGAGGGCAAGCUCUGGCUGAAGUCUGGGGGACCCGUGUCCCCUUCCGGCGAUCAGGGUAGAGAAGCAGGAGCGGCAGCCAGCUCGGCAGGAAAUUUGUCGGAAGAUGAAGAAACUGAGCUAGGGGGAGGGUGACUUCCACAGGAAAAGUUCUGGAGGAGCACCCCGAGGCCAUCGACGUUUCCUUUUAGUGUCACUCACCCUUUUCCAGCAUCCCCUGUGAAUGUUUCCGUUUAGGUUUUCCUCCUGGAAAAGAAAGAAGCUGUUAUUCAGCCAGUAAAAAGACACUUAAAAUCCAGAAACUUUGGGGGGAGCAUUGCCAUUACGUUACUUCUAACUGAUAAACUGCGAAAAUAAUCGGAACUCCUGUUUACAUGUGUCAACCUAGAAACUGUGCUACCUUUUGUUACGGACGAUGUCUUCUGUGAUUGACCUCAGUUCAUGACUUGUGGAGAUGCAGUGAAUGUGACAUCCCACGUGUGUACCAUUUUCCUUCUAAGCUCACUUACCCUUCUGAACGAGCUUGGACCCUCUUCUGGAAAGGGGUGACCAUCGUUGCUUUAUGGGGCAGCAGCCUGGAAAAGUUCUUGGGGACCAAAGAAGGCCAAGUUUGCCUGCCCUGCACUUUAUCAAAGGAGCGGGGAAGAAGGAAUCAUCGAGGCAUGGGGGUCCACACUGCAAUGUUUUUGUGGAACAUGAAGCCCUUCAAAGGCCAGUAGCAUCUGACUUCGAGCCCCAAGGUCUCAGUGAAGCAGCUCGUUGGAACUCCAAGGAAAACCUUCUUGCUGGUCCCAGUGAAAAUGACCCCAACCUUUUUGUUGCACUGUAUGAUUUUGUGGCCAGUGGGGAUAACACUCUAAGCAUAACUAAAGGUGAAAAGCUCCGGGUCUUAGGCUACAAUCACAAUGGGGAAUGGUGUGAAGCCCAAACCAAAAAUGGCCAAGGGUGGGUCCCAAGCAACUACAUCACACCAGUCAACAGUCUGGAGAAGCAUUCCUGGUACCACGGACCCGUGUCCCGCAAUGCCGCCGAAUACCUGCUGAGCAGUGGAAUCAACGGCAGCUUCUUGGUGCGGGAGAGCGAGAGCAGCCCUGGCCAGAGGUCCAUCUCACUGAGAUACGAAGGGAGGGUGUACCACUACAGGAUCAACACUGCUUCUGAUGGCAAGCUCUACGUCUCCUCAGAGAGCCGCUUCAGCACUUUGGCCGAGCUGGUUCACCAUCACUCGACUGUGGCAGACGGGCUCAUCACUACCCUGCAUUACCCAGCCCCCAAGCGCAACAAGCCCACUGUCUACGGCGUGUCCCCCAACUAUGACAAGUGGGAGAUGGAGCGCACGGACAUCACCAUGAAGCACAAGCUGGGAGGAGGCCAGUACGGGGAGGUGUACGAAGGCGUGUGGAAGAAGUACAGCCUGACGGUGGCCGUGAAGACCCUGAAGGAGGACACCAUGGAGGUGGAAGAGUUCCUGAAGGAAGCUGCAGUGAUGAAGGAGAUCAAACACCCUAAUUUAGUGCAGCUUCUCGGGGUCUGCACCCGGGAGCCCCCGUUCUAUAUAAUCACUGAGUUCAUGACCUAUGGGAACCUGUUGGAUUACCUGAGGGAGUGUAACCGGCAGGAGGUGAAUGCUGUCGUGCUGCUGUACAUGGCCACGCAGAUCUCGUCAGCCAUGGAGUACCUGGAGAAGAAAAACUUCAUCCACAGAGACCUCGCUGCCCGGAACUGCCUGGUAGGGGAAAACCACCUGGUGAAGGUGGCUGAUUUUGGCCUGAGCAGGUUAAUGACAGGGGAUACCUACACAGCCCACGCCGGGGCCAAGUUCCCUAUCAAAUGGACCGCACCUGAGAGCCUGGCCUACAACAAGUUCUCCAUCAAGUCCGACGUCUGGGCAUUUGGAGUGUUGCUUUGGGAAAUUGCUACCUAUGGCAUGUCACCUUACCCAGGAAUUGACCUGUCCCAGGUGUAUGAGCUGCUGGAGAAAGACUACCGCAUGGAGCGCCCGGAAGGCUGCCCAGAGAAGGUCUACGAACUCAUGCGAGCAUGUUGGCAGUGGAAUCCCUCUGAGCGGCCCUCCUUUGCUGAAAUCCACCAAGCUUUUGAAACAAUGUUCCAGGAGUCCAGCAUCUCAGACGAAGUGGAGAAGGAACUGGGGAAGAAAGGAGUGCGAGGGGCUGCAGGUCCUUUGCUGCAGGCCCCAGAGCUGCCCACCAAGACAAGAACCUCCAGGAGAGCUGCAGAACACAAAGACUCCACCGACGGGGCUGAGACCCCCCACCCCAAGGGCCCAGGGGAGACUGAUCCUCUGGACCACGAGCCUGCUGUGUCUCCGUUGCUCCCUCGAAAAGAGCGAGGUCCCCAGGAUGGUGGCUUAAAUGAAGAUGAACGCCUUCUCCCCAAAGACAAAAAGACCAACUUGUUCAGUGCCUUGAUCAAGAAGAAGAAGAAAACAGCCCCAGCCCCUCCCAAACGCAGCAGCUCCUUCCGGGAGAUGGACGGCCAGCCGGAGCGCAAGGUGGCCGGCGAGGAAGAGGGCCGGGAGAUUAGCAACGGCGCCCUAGCUCUCGCACCCUCGGACACACCCGAGCCAGCCAAGUCCCCAAAGCCCAGCAGCGGGGUUGGUGUCCCUAAUGGAGCCUUCCGGGAGUCGGGGGGCACAGGCUUCCGGUCUCCACACCUAUGGAAAAAGUCUAGCACGCUGACCAGUAGCCGAUUAGCAGCCAGUGAAGAGGAGAAUGGCGGCAGCUCCAGCAAGCGCUUCCUGAGGUCCUGCUCUGCCUCCUGUGUGCCCCAUGGGGCCAAGGACACAGAGUGGAGGUCUGUCACACUGCCUCGGGAUCUGCAGUCCACAGGAAGACAGUUUGACUCAUCCACAUUUGGAGGGCACAAAAGUGAGAAGCCAGCUCUGCCUCGGAAGCGGGCAAGUGAGACCAGGUCUGACCAGGUGACCAGAGGCACAGUGACCCCCCCGCCCAGGCUGGUGAAGAAGACCGAGGAAGCCGUGGAUGAGGUCUUAAGAGACGCAGCAGAGUCCAGCCCGGGCUCCAGCCCUCCCAGUCUGACUCCAAAACUCCUCCGUAGGCAGGUCGUGGUGGCUCCUUCCUCUGGCCUUCCCCACAAGGAAGAGGCCGGGAAGUCCAGUGCCUUCGGGACGCCUGCAGCUGAGCCAGUGCCCCCCACCAGCAGAGCGGGGCCAGGUGCAUCUGGAGGGACCAGCAAGGCCCCCAACGAGGAGUCCAGAGUGAGGAGGCACAAGCCCUCCUCCGAGUCCCCAGGGAGAGACAAGGGGAAGUUGUCCAAGCUCAAACCCGCCCCACCACCCCCACCACCAGCCUCUGUUGGGAAAGCCGGGAAGCCCUCUCAGAGCCCGAGCCAGGAAGCAGCCGGGGAGGCAGGCGCCUGUGGAAAAGCAAAACCCACGGCCCUGGUUGUGGAUGCUGUGAACAGUGACACUGCCAAACCCAGCCAGCUGGGAGAGGGCAUGAAAAAGCCCGUGCUCCCAGCUGUGCCAAAGUCGCAGUCAUCCACCAAACCAGCAGGGACCCCGACCAGCCCAGUCCCCGCUCCCUCCGUGUUGCCGUCAGCAUCCUCCACCCUGGCAGGGGACCAGCCGUCCUCCACCGCCUUCAUUCCUCUCAUAUCGACUCGCGUGUCUCUUCGGAAAACCCGCCAGCCUCCGGAGCGAAUUGCCAGUGGCGCCAUCACCAAGGGUGUGGUCCUGGAUGGCACUGAGGCCUUGUGCCUUGCUAUCUCCAAGAACUCUGAGCAGAUGGCCAGCCAUAGCGCUGUGCUGGAAGCUGGCAAAAACCUCUACACGUUCUGUGUGAGCUACGUGGAUUCCAUCCAGCAAAUGAGGAAUAAAUUCGCCUUCCGCGAGGCCAUCAACAAACUGGAGAAUAACCUCCGGGAGCUUCAGAUCUGCCCGGCGACAGCGGGGAGUGGCCCAGCGGCCACUCAGGACUUCAGCAAACUCCUCAGCUCCGUGAAAGAGAUCAGUGACAUCGUGCAGAGGUAGCAGAAGCCAGGCAUCAGGCUAGCCGGACCCACCUUCCCCGUGCCCUCAACAGUGGCUGACACAGGAGCAGGAGCUGAGACCUUGGCCCAGGGGCUCUGCAGCGGGCGGAGCUGAGAGCUGCCGUGGAGUACAGCCGACUACCUAUGUUGUGCACCAACUGUCCUCCUGUGCUCUCCUCCCCUCGGCCCAGGCUCCCUGAGCCGCCUCAGUCCGCGUUCUAUCUGUGGAGUUCCUGCUCUGUGGACUGCAGUCGCGCCCCGGCCUCUCCCGCACACAGCGCUCCAGAACCGAGCGCCAGGCAGGUGGCAAGGCGGGGGAGCGUCUCCUUUUGUAUUUCUUUCUGGAGGACCUCCUCUGGCUAUGUCUUCACCUCCAUUUCCCCCAAGAACGAGUGCCCCGGCCAGGAGCCAUGUCACCAAGGCCUUGGGAACUGUCCCCUCUGCUCACCCUGUGGAGGGAGCCUAUGCGCUCAUCUUUGUUGUGCCUCCUACGCUGAAGACACAUUUCCAGAACUACAUCCUGGAAAGCGCUGCCAGCUGGUCACUCUGCCCUCCACUGCUACCAGGGGCAGGUGCCCUCACCGUUUCCUCGUGUGAAGGACAGCUCUUGACUCAGAGGGUAAAACCGGGUGGGUGCUCAAACCAGCCAGGCUUUGGGUUCUGGGACGGGUGGGGAAGCUGGAGAGGCCACGGUGUGAAAGAGUGUCCUUGUCAUCUGGUCUCUCCAUGUCCUUAGAGCCUAGUUCCUUGCUCUCUUGUGACACGCACUGCUAAUCCUGGAUAGGAAGCUUGAGUCUUAAGGGCAGCAGGGUCGAUGUCCAGCAUAAGGGGGCAGGGGACGCACAAGGGGCAGUUAGUUGGGUGAACAGCUCGUGUCAAGAUGGCCCCGGGGCUGGGCCUAGGCAGGUCUGCAGGGCCCAGGGUUACCUUCCUUUCAGAUUUCCAGGGGCUCUGAGAAGUCACUCGGUCGAAUUUCUGCCCCGUCUCCUUCCCCUCCCUUGUCCUCUAAGAGAAAGUAGACCUUGCAGGGCUCUUUCCUCUGUGACCAGCCAGUCUUCAAUGUUCUGGACUUCUUGAAGCAUUUCAGAGCUCUGCCCGCAGCACAGCCCCCUCCGACACAGAAACAGCUGGCUCUGGGUGGCAGCACACAGGAGGACAGGCCUGGGCACUGGAGCCCAGCUGGUGUCGGCCGCGCGCUCACGGGCGAGUGUCUUAUUUAACGACCACGAACAACGCUUAGCCUCAUGUUUCUGUUGGGGUCAUCAGGGAUGAAGAAAACCACAGACAAACGAAACCCCAGGAAGUGUCUCAGAGAGCAGGCCUGUGUAAUCCCCCCCGGGCUUUCCCAGGACCAGGGCCCAGGUCUCCUUGACCGUGACCUAGAGCAGCUACUGAAGAGCGGGCAGGCCCUGCCCGGGCCUCACGCCCAGCCCAGGAGCAGCCCUUGGAGAAACCAGGAGAAAACCACCUUCUGCUCCCCAUGCCGUGACCUCGCACAGGCCCUGUUUUUAUGCAGAUCACCUAAAUCUGUAUUUUAUUUCUCUGGUAGAGAGGGUUUCCUCUGGAUCAUUUUCUGCUGUGCUCACAGCACAUCACCUCUGUGCCCCCCAGACUGCUGUGUUAGACAGACUGAGGGAGGGGCUAUAACACCACCAGCGGCCUUGCAGACAAAACAAGCCCCACCAGCUCCCCUGCUGCCUGUUUCUGUGAGGUGCUGGUCUCUUCCUUUUGUUCACGUGAUGUGCCACUAUAUUUUGCAUUUAUCCCUUGGUAUUACACUCUUUUAUAAAUGACCUGUAAAUAGUUUUCCACUCUCCUCCCUUCUCAAAUGCCUAUGGUGUCUUUUUUUUGGUCCAGUACAUUUUGUUUCUGUAUAUGACUCUUUGUGUUUUUUGAAUCCACAUCUCUCCUCCGUAGUAUUUUUUAAAUAAAUGUUUACAACAUUAGAACUUGG
Molecule: messenger RNA, 6765 nt
Organism: Equus quagga
Lineage: Eukaryota; Metazoa; Chordata; Mammalia; Perissodactyla; Equidae
Gene: ABL1
Product: ABL proto-oncogene 1, non-receptor tyrosine kinase
Exons: 11
Coding region: 1363-4812 (1149 amino acids)
Biological process (GO): protein phosphorylation; regulation of apoptotic process
Molecular function (GO): ATP binding; protein binding; non-membrane spanning protein tyrosine kinase activity
Source: RefSeq, a predicted model, not a curated record